Molecule: messenger RNA, 672 nt
Organism: Oikopleura dioica
Lineage: Eukaryota; Metazoa; Chordata; Appendicularia; Copelata; Oikopleuridae
Source: the annotation of a GenBank genome assembly
AUGUCUCGUCCGAAACCAGCUUUAGCUCGAAAACCAAGCGCAGUAAAAUGCUUUCGCGCGCACUGGGGCUACGAAGGCGCGGCAGAUGAUGAGUUGAGUUUCGAAGAAGGCGAUCUCGUCUACAUCGCUGAACAGCACGACGGCGGCUGGUGGAGAGGAACUUGCAAGGGAAAGUCGGGACUCGUUCCGAGCAAUUAUCUUGUAGCGGAUGAAGAUGAUGGAACAGGAGCGUCCGGACAGAUUGAUUUUCCUCUGCAUGAGGGCGCCAAAAGGGGCAAUUUGGAAUGGGUGAUUGAAUGUCUUGAAAACAAAGUCCAAAUCAACGGUCAAGAUCGCAGUGGAUCAACAGGACUCUACUGGGCCGCUUAUGGAGGCCACGUAGAAGUAGUCGAGCGACUUCUUCAAAACAAAUUCACAGACUUGAAUCUCCAAAACAAACUUGGCGACAGUCCCCUCAUCGGCGCUGCUAUUCGAUCGCAUCCAGAAGCUGUCGAUCUUCUUUUGAAGGCUGGAGCAGAUCCGAACAUCACAAAUAACACUGGCGGUACUGCACUCUCUCUAGCAACCAAUAAUCAAGUAAAAUCGCUCAUAAAAGCGCAUCUUGGCCUGAAAACAGAAAGAAAGAAUCAAUCCGACUAUAUCGGCGCAGAAUCCGACAACGACUCCGACUAA